AUGGCCGACAGCCACAUCCUCCAGCUCGCAGAGACGAUUCAGACAGCCUCCAUCAACAGGCACCCUUCGCCCGCCCACGAUGCCAACCCUUCGACCGCCGCCUCGAUGAAACAGCCCGUGCGCCUUGACGACGAGCCCGACCUCGACCAGCUCCCCACCAACAUUGAUGAAGACGAGAUCCCUGUAUCUGUCCUCAGACCUACGCCGCGCAGCAAGCAGUUCCCUCCCCUGCCCGACCUGCGCUUUGAACAGAGCUAUCUCGCCAGCAUCCAGGACGCCACCUCUUGGCAGAAGGUUGCCUGGAUUACCUUUAGAGACCAGCUCUUCAUGCCUCUGACCCAAGGGCUGCUCUGGACCUUGGUCGUCGCUGGCUGGAGGAGCUGGAAUACAGUGCACAACACUUCGUCCAAGUUCUCUGGCUCCAGCAUCGGUGCUCGUCUGCGAAGGUGGUGGUGGCAGACCAACAACUGGUCUAUUCCUGGCUCCAAGUCGUCCUUGCGUGACCAAAGGCUCGCUGGCCAAGUCCAAGAGUACUAUCAAGCCGAGUUCAGCAGUGCAGGCGCCGAUUGA
Aureobasidium vineae is the source of this 570-nucleotide messenger RNA. Lineage: Eukaryota; Fungi; Ascomycota; Dothideomycetes; Dothideales; Saccotheciaceae. The record is from the annotation of a GenBank genome assembly.